Molecule: messenger RNA, 522 nt
Organism: Dibothriocephalus latus
Lineage: Eukaryota; Metazoa; Platyhelminthes; Cestoda; Diphyllobothriidea; Diphyllobothriidae
Source: the annotation of a GenBank genome assembly
UUGCUUUGCGACUAUUACUGUCUGUCAUGGCUGCUAGUGUACCGGACGGAAAAGUACAAAAAACUACAGGCUGAAGUCGACAAGCAGACAAAGCGACUGGAAAAGCAACGGGAUUCCACAAUGGAAACGAACAUUGACAAGGCGACCAAGAAGCGUCUCGAGAAGCAGGAGGAGAAGUUAAAAAAUUUCAAUCGCGAUCUCUCCCUCGUCAAAAUGAAGUCCAUGUUUGCCAUUGGCGUGAUUUUUACGGCACUUUUCAGCGUCUUUAACCACACUUUUGAUGGACGCGUUGUGGCCCGGCUGCCUUUUGUGCCCAUCUCUUGGCUGCAAAACCUCUCGCAUCGAAAUCUCCCCGGCACGGACUACACGGACUGCUCCUUCAUCUUCCUCUACAUCCUCUGCACCAUGUCUAUUCGGCAGGUAAUUUUCAAGAUUGGACGUAGGCGGCUGACGCGGCCGAAGCCGCCCCCUCUCUCCCAAGUUCGGCAUUUAUUACCGACGCGUAACCCGAAUAACGCCUGA